Molecule: messenger RNA, 687 nt
Organism: Filobasidium floriforme
Lineage: Eukaryota; Fungi; Basidiomycota; Tremellomycetes; Filobasidiales; Filobasidiaceae
Exons: 4
Coding region: 1-687 (228 amino acids)
Source: RefSeq, a predicted model, not a curated record
AUGAUUGUUCACAUGACUUGUACAAUGGGUGGAAUGAUGAUCCUGUGCCAAUUGGACAACGCCCCUGCUUUGCCAAUGACUCAGGUCCUCAAUUUCGACCGGCGUAGCGAUAUCCAGCCGGCACUAGGGGUUCAACGUUUCGCAGUCCGCGCGCCGAGCGGCAUGGAAAACUUGCCGGAGACGAGACAGAAGCUGUCGGGGACGAGACAACGUAAUUCAACUAUUCGAGAUGUGUUUGUACGAGGUAUACACCCCCUAGAUGACAACGUAGUAUACACCCACAUUACCCUUAGCAUGGAAGCCCUACUCGCUCAGUUACAAGCCCAAGGCGUGGUGGAAUCACCCUUCGUGGAAGAAGAAUGGAAGCUUCCAAACGUUAACACCCCGAUCAUUGAUCUGACGACCUCUUCCCCCAUCGAUUUCCCUCUAUACGAUCCGAUUCCUUUACCCGACGAGGAAGAGGAGACGGAACUCGACAUCGAAUGUAUUCCCUCUCCUCUAGCCGCCGUGCAAGACCUCUACCAACUUGCCGAUGAAAUCACCGACAUAAACCUCCCAUUCGACCUUCCCGACCAACCUUCAAGCGAUGACUUCCAUCCCCACUGUUACCCUUACUGCUCUCAUCGACGCUGUCAAUCUGCAUGGCAAACAGAAUGGCUAUGCUGUACGCAAGGGCAGUACAGCUAA